GCAGAACUGCACUCAAAGCAUGUCAGGGGUGCUGUGCUUCUGGAGCAAGCACAGUCAGCAUCUGGAACCUGCCCUCAAAAGCAAAGAUACUCCCUCAAACUUGAUGUCAAAGAUGGCAAGAUCUACAAUGAACAGAAUUUCUUCCAGCGAGCUGCGAAGGCAAGCACAGUGCAGAAGUGGAAGAAGUGCCACUCUGUGCCGUUGCUGGGAAUCCCCAAUUGCGUUGGCUUUGGACUGCACACGGAUAGCUACAGGUUUCUGGUGUUCUCUGACCUAGGGCGAACUCUUCAGUCGGUCCUGAAUGAUGGCUUACACCUACUGAGAGAGAAGGCAGCUUUUCAGAUUGUAGUCCGGCUGCUAGACUGCCUGGAGUACAUUCAUGAAAACGAGUAUGUGCAUGGGGACAUCACAGCUGAGAACAUCUAUUUGAACCCCGCAGACCUCACACAGGUGACCCUAGCAGGCUAUUGCUAUGCGUUCCGUUACUGCCCAGGAGGGAAGCAUGUGGCUCAGCGCGAGGGCAGCAGGACCCCCCACGAAGGCACGAUAGAGUUUAUCAGCCUGGACAGCCACAAGGGAGCAGGACCAUCUCGACGGAGUGACCUGGAAUCGUUGGGCUAUUGUCUUCUGAAAUGGCUCUGUGGCUUCUUGCCUUGGUCUGAUGAACUGGACAAAGUAGAAAGAGUGGUGGAGAAGAAGGAAAAACAGUGUGCCUGCUCUGUUGCUUCUCAUGUGACGGUGCUCUGCACUGAUUAUUCCAGGUACAAAGGGGAUGUGAAAUGCCUUCUCCAACUGUGCUUCAGGCAGAGAUCCAUUCCAGAUGCCCUGCAGAGCUACCUGCGGCAAGUACUGGCACUAGAGUAUGAGGAGAAGCCUGACUAUGAGGCCCUGCGGCAACUCUUCAAGAAGGCACUGGAAAAGAUGAAAGCUUCAGCUUAUGACUCUGUGGAUAUCAAAAUGGUGCCCUGAAUCAAGAGAACUUGUACAGGAAAGGAGUUCAAAUCUUUAUGCAGCAUGAGGCCUUUCCUGCAGAUAUUUAACUGUUACCUACUUGUUUUAGAACUGAGAGAGGUUUUUAUAAAUCUUUUAUUCCCAUUUUAAUGUGACCUAAUGCCAACUUUUGAGCUGCUGCUGUAACAAGUGAAUGUGAAGACACUCCUGCAUGGGAAGUCAUAUGCAGUAGCUGAAGACCUGCACUGUAGCCAGCAGGAGAGGGGUGAAGGCUGGAACAGGAAAACUAUAUCAGGGAUUUUUUGUUUUUAACUACACUGGUAUGACAUAGUUUUGUAAUAAACUUUGUGGACAACCACCCAGAGCUGCUCUGUUAGUUA
Messenger RNA from Athene cunicularia (burrowing owl), 1331 nucleotides. It is a transcript of the gene VRK3, whose product is annotated as VRK serine/threonine kinase 3. The annotation marks the transcript as partial. The record is from RefSeq and is a predicted model, not a curated record. Gene Ontology annotation, biological process: peptidyl-serine phosphorylation; signal transduction. Gene Ontology annotation, cellular component: cytoplasm; nucleus. Lineage: Eukaryota; Metazoa; Chordata; Aves; Strigiformes; Strigidae. Gene Ontology annotation, molecular function: ATP binding; protein serine/threonine kinase activity. The transcript has 11 exons.